CCCAUCUCCCAAAACAUCAUGGUCCCAUCCGCACAGUCCAGCCAGACCCAGGAGGUCAAGAAAACACCCCUCCAGCUCAUCUCCCAAGGCGCCUGUCUCCCUGGUAUUCCCAAGCAUCCUAGCUUUGCUGCAGAGCGGCAAUGGAUGUUGGAGAAGAUGGCGCUGGCCUUCCGAGUGUUUGCACGCUUGGGGUAUACCGACGGCAUGGCAGGCCACAUCUCCAUCAGGGACCCGGAGAACCCACAUACAUUCUGGACGAAUCCACUGGCGGUACAUUUUGCCCUACUCAAGGCAAGCGAUAUGAUUCUCGUCAACUAUGAAGGUGUUCCUAUUGGCGGAAACAUGAGCCGGCCUGCCAAUUCAGCAGGCUUUUUCAUCCACAGUGCCGUCCACAAAGCCCGACUGGACGUUGUGGCUGCAUGUCACACCCAUAGCCCGCACGGCAUGGCGUGGAGCGCCUUUGGACGGCCCUUGGAAAUGCUGACCCAAGAUGCUGCCUAUCUCUAUGGUGAUGCUCAGGCAGUAUACAAGGACUUUGGAGGUGUUGUCCUCACACAGGAGGAAGGCGACCGAAUUGGCGCCGCCCUCGGCCCGAGAGGAAAGGGGAUGAUCUUACAGAACCACGGCCUCCUUACAGUUGGCUCUACUGUCGACGAGGCAUGCUUCCUGAUGACCUUGAUGGAACGCGCAUGCCAAACCCAACUGCUCGCAGAAGCCGCAGCGGCGAAUGGUCUGCCCAAGGUCUACAUCCCCGAGGAGAGUGCCAAGUAUACUUUCGAGAACUCUAGUGAUCCCGAGACACUGUAUUGGGAGGGACAGCCGGACUUGCAGUACGAGGAGUACAUGGCUAAAGGAGAACAUCGGGGCUAG
Fusarium falciforme is the source of this 870-nucleotide messenger RNA. RefSeq names its product Aldolase-II domain-containing protein. Gene Ontology annotation, molecular function: actin filament binding. The record is from RefSeq and is a predicted model, not a curated record. The transcript has 5 exons. Lineage: Eukaryota; Fungi; Ascomycota; Sordariomycetes; Hypocreales; Nectriaceae. Gene Ontology annotation, cellular component: cytoskeleton. Bases 19 to 870 code for a protein of 283 amino acids.